Penicillium atrosanguineum is the source of this 4473-nucleotide messenger RNA. Its product is annotated as CAZyme family GT90. NCBI's taxonomy places the organism in Eukaryota, Fungi, Ascomycota, Eurotiomycetes, Eurotiales, Aspergillaceae. The coding region runs from base 1 to 4473 and encodes 1490 amino acids. The transcript has 13 exons. Gene Ontology annotation, biological process: transmembrane transport. Gene Ontology annotation, molecular function: ATP binding; ATP hydrolysis activity; ABC-type transporter activity. Gene Ontology annotation, cellular component: membrane. The record is from RefSeq and is a predicted model, not a curated record.
AUGGCCCAGAAGGAUGAGGAGCCUGAGAUUGCUCAGCCAAGCUCCUCCCCUCGUGAAUCGGAAAAUUCACGAUCGAGCUCCGAAGAAGUCCCCGAGACCGAGAAAGAUGUAUUCGAGCACAUUCGCGCUGAAGACCGCCAGGAGCUUUCUCGCAUUGCGUCCGAGUUCCCCCGGCACCGUGCUACUGACUCAGGUGUUGGAGGAAUGGAGGACAUGGAGCGUAAGGAUACACUGGCCGAUCUCGAGCUAGACGACCCGGUCCUAGACCCUACGGGCGACCAGUUCGAACACUAUAAAUGGGCUCGCAUGAUGCUCAAGUUGAUGGAUAAGGAGGGUGUUCCUCUGCGAAAAUCGACCGGCGUGGUGUGGGAAAACCUCAACAUCUCCGGCUCAGGUUCCGCACUACAGUAUCAGAACAACGUCGGCUCGGUCCCUCUGGCUCCCUUCAGACCGCAGGAGUACAUUUCAUGCGGAAAACGUGUACAACAAAAGCACAUUCUCCGAGACUUUGACGGCGUCCUCAAAAGUGGCGAGCUGCUUAUUGUACUCGGCCGGCCUGGAAGUGGCUGCUCUACCUUCCUCAAGUCCUUAUCUGGUGAACUCCAUGGGCUGAAAGUUGGAAAGGGCUCGGACAUUCAGUUCAAUGGUAUAUCCAUGGAAAAGAUGCACAAGGAGUUCAGGGGCGAAGUUCUUUACAACCAAGAAGUUGAUAAGCAUUUCCCACAUCUUACGGUGGGCCAGACGCUUGAAUUUGCCGCAGCUGCUAGAACCCCAGAGAACCGUCUCAAUGGAAUCAGCCGAACUAAGUAUGCUAAGCAUAUCACCCAAGUGGCUAUGGCUGUUUUGGGCCUGAGCCACACGUACAACACGAAAGUUGGGGACGAUUAUAUUCGCGGUGUUUCCGGAGGUGAGCGAAAGCGAGUCAGUAUUGCUGAGAUGGCCUUGUCAGGAGCUCCAGUCGGCGCCUGGGAUAACAGCACUCGAGGCCUUGAUUCAGCCAGUGCCCUCGAAUUUGCCAAGUCUCUGCGAGUUUCUGCAAACCUGACGGGCGCGUGUCAUUCCGUCGCAAUCUAUCAGGCCUCCCAAGCAAUCUACGACGUAUUCAAUAAGGUCAUCGUGCUUUACGAAGGUCGGGAGAUAUUCUUCGGCCCCGUUGGUGAGGCCAAAGAAUACUUCAUUGACAUGGGCUGGGAGUGUCCGUCCCGUCAGACAACCGGUGACUUUUUGACUUCGGUUACCAAUCCCCAAGAGCGAACGGCUCUUGAAGGUAUGGAGAACAAGGUUCCACGCACACCGGAUGAGUUUGCGGCCUACUGGAAAAAGAGCUCUCACUACGCCAACCUUCAGAAGGAGAUCGCGCAGUAUCGAGAGGAGUAUCCAUUGGGAGGCGCUGCUGGGCAAGAAUUUGACGAGACGAAGAGACUGCGUCAGGCAAAGCAUGUCCGUCCGAAAAGCCCCUAUGUCAUUUCUAUCCCGAUGCAAGUCCGGCUUUGUGUAAAGCGAGCUUACCAGCGCAUCUGGAAUGACAAACCCUCUACACUGACUACAGUCAUUGGGCGUAUCAUUAUGGCCCUCGUCAUCGGUUCAAUCUACUUUGGGACACCUAAUGCGUCGGCCGGCUUCCAGAGCAAAGGCGCUGCUCUUUUCUUUUCCGUCUUGUUGAAUGCUCUGAUUAGUAUUACCGAAAUAAACUCACUUUACGACCAACGACCCAUCAUUGAAAAACAGGCUUCUUAUGCAUUUGUCCAUCCAUUUACAGAGGCUUUGGCUGGAAUUGUCGCGGAUAUACCAGUCAAAUUAUUCGCUGCGGUGAUCUUCAACGUCAUCUUCUACUUCUUGGCUAGCCUGAGAUAUGAGCCCUCUCAAUUCUUCAUCUUCUUCCUGUUCACAUUUCUCAGUACUCUGACAAUGUCAGGCGUCUUCCGAACUCUAGCCGCCUCCACCAAGACCCUUGCACAAGCCAUGUCUAUGGCAGGCGUCAUAGUCCUGGCUAUCGUCAUUUACACCGGUUUCGUGAUCACUGCACCCGAAAUGUCCAAAAUCCCAUGGUUUAGCUGGAUUCGCUGGAUUAACCCGAUAUUCUACACUUUUGAAGCCAUUAUUGCUAACGAGUUCCACGGUCGUCGGUUUGAAUGCUCUCAAUUCAUCCCUGGGUAUCCGAGUCUGUCGGGUGACUCCUUCAUUUGUUCUGUUCGUGGUGCUGUUGCCGGUGAAAGAACUGUUUCAGGUGACGCCUACAUUGAGACGCAGUACCACUAUUCCUAUGCGCAUGAGUGGCGGAACCUUGGUAUCCUGAUUGGAUUUUGGAUUUUCUUCACGGCAUUGUAUCUCAUUGCCUCAGAACUCAAUUCUGCGACUUCAUCGAAGGCUGAGUUUCUGGUUUUCCGGAGAGGCCAUGUUCCUGCUCAUAUGCGUCAACUUGGAAAAUCUGGGGAUGAUGCAAAAGCGGCAGAGGUCACCCCAGCUCCUAAAAGUUCUGAAAAUGAGAAAGAUACUUCGGCUAUCCCAUCCCAGCAUGACAUUUUUACUUGGCAAAAUGUUUGCUAUGAUAUUCCCGUCAAAGGAGGCGAGCGACGACUUUUGGACAACGUCUCUGGAUGGGUCAAGCCUGGCACCCUGACUGCCUUGAUGGGUGUAUCCGGUGCUGGAAAGACAACUUUGCUCGAUGUCCUGGCCAAACGUGUCUCUAUUGGUGUUGUUACUGGUGAUAUGCUUGUCAAUGGUAAGCCUUUGGAUACCAGUUUCCAGAGAAAGACAGGCUACGUUCAGCAGCAAGAUCUCCACCUUUCGACGACGACUGUUCGAGAGGCUCUGCGAUUCAGUGCCAUGCUACGCCAGCCCAAAUCGACCUCACAGAAGGAAAAGUACCAAUAUGUUGAGGAUGUGGUUGAUAUGCUCGGUAUGCAAGACUUUGCAGACGCAGUUGUCGGCACGCCUGGAGAGGGGUUGAAUGUCGAGCAGAGGAAGCUGUUGACUAUCGGCGUUGAGCUGGCUGCCAAACCUGCCCUUCUCAUUUUCCUUGAUGAGCCCACUAGUGGACUCGACUCUCAGAGCUCCUGGGCUAUCUGCUCUUUCUUGCGGAAGCUGGCCGAGCAUGGUCAGGCUGUGCUUUCAACUAUCCAUCAACCGAGCGCUUUACUGUUCCAACAAUUUGAUCGACUGCUUUUCCUCGCCAAGGGAGGCAAGACGGUUUACUUUGGGGGGAUUGGAGACCAAUCGCGAACACUCUUGGAUUACUUUGAAGGUAACGGAGCAAGAGUUUGUAGUUCACAAGAAAACCCUGCGGAAUACAUGCUAGAGAUCAUUGGCGCCGGUGCGUCUGGCCAUGCCACGAAGGACUGGUCCACAGUAUGGAAAGAGAGCCAGCAAUCUAAGGACGUGCAGACUGAGAUUACUCGUAUUCACGAUGACCGCGCUUCAGCUGGCAGUUCCCAAGAAGGCGAGGCUCAGGUCGGCGAAUAUGCGAUGCCAUUCAUGACCCAGCUUUGGUGCGUGACACAUCGCUCAUUUCAAGGGUUCUGGCGCGAGCCAUCCUAUGUUUGGGCGAAGAUUAUGCUAGCCACUCUAUCAUCUCUUUUUAUUGGCUUCACUUUCUGGAGACCCGAUAAUUCGCUGCAGGGAUUCCAGGAUGUGAUUUUCAGUGCUUUCAUGAUGUGUUCAAUUUUUUCAACGCUUGUGCAGCAAAUCAUGCCCAAAUUCGUCGUUCAACGCUCUCUCUAUGAAGUGCGCGAGAGGCCCUCUAAAGCCUAUUCCUGGGCCGCAUUCCUCAUUUCCAAUGUCAUUGUCGAGAUUCCGUAUCAGGUCUUCGCUGGUGUCAUCGCUUGGGCAUGCUACUACUACCCAGUAUUCGAAGCCAACCAAGCAUCGCAUCGCCAGGGUCUUAUGCUCCUUUUUAUUGUUCAGUUCUACAUCUUUACUUCAACUUUUGCGACCUUCAUUAUCUCAGCCCUUCCGGAUGCCGAAACCGGUGGUACUAUCGCAACACUGAUGUUCAUCAUGACUCUCACAUUCAAUGGAGUCUUGCAGCCUCCUAGUGCCUUGCCUGGUUUCUGGAUAUUCAUGUACCGUGUUUCUCCGUUGACAUAUCUGAUUGCCGGUAUCACGGCAACCGGUCUGCAUGGGCGAAAGAUUCAAUGUUCUACCGCCGAGUUGAGCGUCUUUAACCCUCCAUCUGGGUUGACUUGUGGUGCAUACCUGAAUCCAUUCGUCACUGCGGCCGGUGAUCAGUACCUGGCUUCUAGUAAUAUCUACUAUAGCGAACGCUGGCGUAAUUUCGGCAUCGGUUGGGCCUAUAUUGGCUUUAACAUCAUGGGAACUGUGCUGAUGUACUACAUGUUCCGUGUCAAGCGUUACAACCCAACUUCGCUGAUACGGGGUAUCGGUAACUGCGGCUCACUCUUGUGCCGUGCUUUCAAGCGCCAUUCUGGAACGACUCCCAAGGGGAAGGAGGCAGACAAUGGCCGGCUGGUUUAG